CGACGUUCUAUGAUGGCUAUUGCCAAGGCCAAAGCGGCCGAGGAGCUGGCUGCUAAGGCGGCCGAGGAGCUGGCUGCUAAGGCGGCCGAGGCGGCCAGGCGUGCCGCGGCCGGUGGGAGCGGGGCUACUGCUGAUGCGGUCCCAAAGCCUGCUCCAUCGAAGAAGAAAAGGCCGGCCACUGACGGCCAGAAAAAGUUAACUGAGGCCGGCCUGAGCGUCUCGAAGAAGACGAAGAGGGCUCCUUCCCCUUCUCCGGCUACUGAGGCCGGUACUCUGACUGUCCCCAGCGUGGACGAUGGUGGCCCCGUCGUGGACCUUACUGCUGCUGACAAUGCUGCCCCAUCGCUUCCUCUCGUCCAGGAACCACGGACGAAGAGGGCCGGCAAGGAGAUUGCCGGUGCCACCUACCAGAAGGUGGUAGAAUACCCCGUCGACGGGGGCGUGUUUAAUGAUCUCGUCCCUGGCCACGUCGUCCUGGCCCAAUCCAUGUCGGCCAAAGAUCGGGCUUACUUGAAGAAGCUUGGGGACGUGAAGAUUUACGAGGGCGGCAUGGACCUCCUCAUCCAAAGUGCCUUUAUGCUUAUGGAAAGCCAUAAGAGGCAGUAUUGGGAGAUAGCUCGCUUGAAAGAGCUGGAGCAGAAGGCUGCCUCGGCCGACGAGGCGGUAGCUUGCCUUGAUCGGCUCCGGGAGGAUGCCAAGGCGUUGCAGGCAAG
Cuscuta europaea is the source of this 713-nucleotide messenger RNA. The record is from the annotation of a GenBank genome assembly. Lineage: Eukaryota; Viridiplantae; Streptophyta; Magnoliopsida; Solanales; Convolvulaceae.